Monascus purpureus is the source of this 402-nucleotide messenger RNA. The record is from the annotation of a GenBank genome assembly. Lineage: Eukaryota; Fungi; Ascomycota; Eurotiomycetes; Eurotiales; Aspergillaceae.
AUGGAAGACCUUGUAUCCUGCCACGUUCAAGGGUUUCACAAACACCUCCAGUAUCCAUGCAGAACAGACGAGAUCGAGUACGAAAAGAAGUACCAGUCAAUCACUCUCGAGCUUGGCUCUUCUGAUAAGCUAGUUGCUCUGCACAGGCGUUGGGGCUUCACCAACUUCAUGCUGACACUGAAGUACACGAAAGGACCGCUCACAGUGUAUUCACUGACCAUAGUCGCGGGUCCAAACUGGAAAAUACCAGGAUUUGACGAAAAAGACCUCGUUCGCACCAUAUUCAAUGGAGGUUUAGAAAUCCUUGGAGAUAUAACACUCAAAGGUUUCAAUAAGGAGGAACUUGGUGAAAUUUUUCGAAUCGCGUACGGCAUGGGUCAUUUCUUCCUGAGACAUCUCUAG